Sphaerodactylus townsendi is the source of this 4304-nucleotide messenger RNA. RefSeq names its product lysophosphatidic acid receptor 5 (gene LPAR5). Gene Ontology annotation, cellular component: membrane. NCBI's taxonomy places the organism in Eukaryota, Metazoa, Chordata, Lepidosauria, Squamata, Sphaerodactylidae. Bases 415 to 1530 code for a protein of 371 amino acids. Gene Ontology annotation, biological process: G protein-coupled receptor signaling pathway; behavioral response to pain. Gene Ontology annotation, molecular function: G protein-coupled receptor activity. The record is from RefSeq and is a predicted model, not a curated record. The transcript is spliced from 2 exons.
GCCAGCUCAGGCAAGAGGAUGCAAGAACACAGGCACUGCAGCCACAUUUCCUAGAGGAGUGGAGGUUGGACAACACUGCUCCCUGUCAGCUUCUGUUCCCCACUGCAAACUGUUCUGCUCAAGGCUCAUCAUUUCAUGAACCAGAAUGGCCCCAAGGCCUCCCGAUCGGGAUCUCUGAAAGAGUCUGGGGCCUAGACCUCCAAGCAACAAUGUCACAGAAACCAUCCAGCAACACUUGGGUUGUCAAGCAAAGAAAUGUGCUCCAACUGAGGCCCUGCAGGCUUUCCAUGACCCCCUCUUAUUUGAGGAAGGUGUUCUCUUGCUUCCUUGGUUUCUCCCUGCAUCCUAGGAGGUCCUUCUGAAGCCCUUCAGUGGUCUGAACCGAUCUUCUGGAGUCCUUUGGUGGCCCCAGGGAUGUCAUCUGUCAACCAGUCUUUGGAACUGUGCAAGGACCGCAGCACCAGCCACCAACUUCACCUGAUUGGAUACAGUCUGAUUUUCACAGCCGGCUUGCUUCUCAACCUUGCGGCCCUCUGGAUCUUCCUGUACUAUCUACGUAUCAAGUCUGUGGUGAGCAUCUAUAUGCUGAACUUGGUUGUGAGUGACCUCCUUUUCACAGUAUCUUUGCCAUUCCGUAUCUACUAUUAUGCCGUGGGGGAAUGGCCCUUCUGGCCUUUCCUUUGCCAGGUCUCUGGCUCCAUCUUCCAGAUCAACAUGUACGGCAGCUGCCUCUUCCUCAUGUGCAUCAAUUUGGACCGCUUUGUUGCCAUUGUCUACCCACUCCGCUGGCGCCAUCUCCGGCGCCCUAAGGUGGCACGGCUGUUCUGCCUGGUGGUGUGGGUGCUUAUCCUGAUGGGCUCGGUGCCAGUGGCCUGGUUUCACAAAACCACCUCAUGCCAGAAAGAAAACCAGACCAUCAUGCUGUGUUUCGAAAGCUUCAGCAAUGAUCUGUGGCAGAAAAGACUCUUUCCCUUGGUUGUUCUGGCAGAGAUCCUUGGCUUUCUCCUGCCGCUCACUUCUGUGACUUACUGCUCGAUCCAAAUCUUUAGGAAUCUGUGUAAGCCUGGCCGGGACCGGAGCCUGCGCCAGCAAAAGACAAUCCGCCUGCUUGUGGUCAACUUGGUCAUCUUUAUUAUCUGCUUUGUCCCUUAUAAUAUCAUCCUGGCGGCUUACGGGAUGAUCAAGGCCCGUGUGUUCCCGACGGAUCAACUGACAAAGGAUUCUGUGCGCCGGGCCCUGGUUGUCACGGUGCUCUUGGCCAGUAUGAACUGUACCCUGGACCCCUUGGUGUAUUACUUCAGUACAGAAGGCUUCCGGAACACUUUAAAGAGGCUGAGGAGAGGGCAAGCGUGGGACUCCGAGACAGGAACGCUUCAGACUCGGGUGAUGCAAAGCAAACCUUACCAGGCUAACGCAAAGGCAGAGGUCAAAUCAUUCCCAGUGCGGCACUUGAUCCUCACGCAUAAGGAUGUGCCGUUUUCUCCUCCGAAGAUAUUUCUAAACAGCCCCAUUGAAGACUCUGAAAUAUAAUAAUGGGUGGAUUAUCAUGCUGGCGACUUUGGGAAUUUCAGAACAGGGUAAAAAACAGUUAUGAAACUUGAAUAUUAAGAGGGAGAGGGCAGACAAUUAGACAAAACGAAACCAAGGUAACUUCAGAUUUCUCCAGCUAGUUUCUGACAUUUCUUUUAGACUUUUGUCUCCAUUCCCGGAUGCGGUCUGUUCACACAAGUGCUGUAUACAAGACAAAUGUCAUUGCUAUAUAGGAUGGAAAUGUUGUUGCUCGGAUUUUAUAUCUAGGGCAGAAUCCAAUUUUAUGCCACAUUUCUCUAUAGAAACCAGCACCAAAGGCUAUUAAAAAUGACCACUGUGGACACAGCUGCUGAAAUUCAAAGUUCUCCUUGUUCAGGUAGACUUCACCUGGACAUAACUGUGUGAAAAAACUGCUAGCAGCUUCUCUCCAAUCCUGUAUCAGAUGUUUCUAGUAUCCGCCUCCCCCAUCAAUAUUAUCCAAUGACUGCCAUUUGGCUGCUGCCAGGGGCCCAACGAAGGCUGGACAAGUCCGACCAUUGCCUUGACUAAGCCUCUGAGCAAGUUCUGUCAUCUAGUUUUUCAUCCAUAGUCUUGAGAAUCCACUUAAUGAUUCUGCACUGAAAAUAAAACAUAUAGAUUAACAUUAUUUUGGUAAUAAAAUAUAUAACCUUUUCAUGCAGUUGUCCAAGUUAUGCAUAGGGCAGGUGCAUGAUGUGGGAAUUGUUGGCUCUUGGAUGCAGAUAUUUAUGUGAAUUUUCCCAUACAUUUCUAAAAGUGCCUUCAUGACGACCAUUCAAAUAGCGUUUGUGUACAAGCAUCUGGCUCACAUCUUACAUUGAAUAUGCUGAUUCCAAGAGUGGGAACAUAUGUCAACCUUAGGGCUCUUCAGACAUUACUACGGCUACCAAGCCUCCCCAUAGUUGCUCACCACCUGUCCAAGAGGCAACAGGAGGUUUUUUUUUACUAACUGCUAUGUCACUUACAAGGGAAAAUUGAAAGUGAUUUAGGUAGCUCUAGGAAUCACCAAUCACUCUAUGGUUUACCAGUAAUUCUAGUGAUCCCUAAAGCUGCUGUAUGUCACUUCCAGGUUUUCCCUGGAAGUGACAUCUAUGCAGAAGAUGUAGUGCCUCCCAUGCACUACCUCGGAAUGUGGCGGAGUGUCCUUCUUUGGAGGUUUUUAAAGAGAGGCUGGAUGGCCAUCUGACAGGAGUGCUUUGAUUGUGUGUUCCUGCAUUGCAGGGGGUUGGACCUGAUGGCCUUUGGGGUCUCUUCCAACUUUAUGAUUCUAUGUCCUCACCCUCAACUGUCCCACCCUUUGCCAGGAAUAGCCUAGAAACCCUACAACCAGUAACUGGAAGUCAUUAAUCAUGUGGAGAUCCUCUUGAUAUAUAUAGUCACACUGUGCUAUCUGAAAGGGUCAACACAUGGAUUUUCAGCUUCCCUUUAUACACACUGAAAAUUUAGGUGACUUUGGAUCUGCCACUAUCUCAGCUUAAACCAAUUUCACAGGGUAGUUAUGAGGAUAAAAUGGAGGGCUGGAGAAUAAUGGAAGCCACUCACUGGGGAAAAGACAGGGUAUAAAUGAAGCAACCAAAUAAAUAAUCCUGAUCUAAAUCAGGCCAAUGCACACCAGGGAGCCAUGCACCCAGCUAGGAACUCUGAGCAUACACCUGUAGACUGCUUUGUAAUGUGUGAAUUGACUCUCAAAGUACAGAUGUCAGCAUAGCUUUGUUAUAGCACUAUCCAGGAUCUGCUCAGGGUACUAGGAUGCCAUUGGCACUGAUAGGAUGCCAGUUGCCAGACGGUGGCUGGAGGUCUCUUGGGAAUUACAACUCAUCUCCAGCCAAAAGAGAACAGUUUCCCCAGAGGAAAUGGCUGCUUUGGAAAGAUAAUUCUGUGGCAUUUAUACCAUGCUGAGGUCCCUCCCCAGAUUCCUGAAACCCCAGCCUCAAACCUCCAGGAAUUUCACAACUGGAAGUUGGCAUCCCUUGGCUGUCUCCCAGCCUUCAGAGGCACAGGAGUGACUGGUAACCUCCUUUUUGACCCACACCAGACCAGCCACAUUCAAGCCAAAUACCCUGUUUCCCCUGAUAUAAGACAUCCCCUGAAAAUAAGACGUGGUAGAGGUUUUGCUGAAGUGUGAAAUAUAAGGCAUCCCCCGAAAGUAAGACAUAGCAAAGUUUUUGUUUGGAAGCAUGCCCAACGAACAGAACACAGAAAAAUAAGACAUCUCCUGAAAAUAAGACAUAGCGCAUCUUUGGGAGCAAAAAUUAAUAUAAGACACUGUCUUAUAUUCGGGGAAACAUGGUAGCUCCAUGGUUGCACUAAUGUAAAUAUUUAAGAAAAAGGUAAUUUGCCCAUAUUAUAUUCAUGGCAGAUCUAACAGGACCAGUACAUCAGAUUCUUACUCUACCAUGUGAACUUUGGCCAGCUAGCCAUCACUCUCUCUUUUUGUCUCCGCCUACCUAACCUACCUCACAGGGUUGUUGUGAGGAUAAAGGGAAGGAGGGAGGAUGAUGUACGCUGCCUGAGCUCCUUGGAAGAAAGGAAGGAUAAAAAUGUAUUAAAUGAACAUUGCGGGGGGGGGGGGGAGUGUUUGAACUGCCCACAAAGUCAAUGGGGGAAAUAAUUUUUCUCCCUGCUAUGUUCAUAAAUAAAGCUGACAUCUGUAAGCAGUGUGCGGUAUACCUACAUCUGCAGGAACACCUAUAUGUUUGAAGCUGCCAAGUUUGGGCUGGUUCACACCUGUAUGUAUGGAUUGCUACAGCAAAUUC